Molecule: messenger RNA, 636 nt
Organism: Cladocopium goreaui
Lineage: Eukaryota; Dinophyceae; Suessiales; Symbiodiniaceae
Source: the annotation of a GenBank genome assembly
AUGCGUCAGUCGGAGCUCAUCGGCGAGAUGUUCGGCAGCCGCAUGGCCGCCAUGGAUUUGGUGGAAUAUCGCGCAGGGGUCACACGAAAGGGAGAGGAGUUUAUCAAAGGUUUCUUUUGUGACGUCCUCGUCCUUUCGCCUGAGAGUUGGCGUCAUUUGGCACAGGGCGCGCAGACGCUCGUGCCUUUGGUGACCGCCGGAUUGGAGCAGUACGAGGGACCGAAAGGCAAGGGCUUUGGCUAUUCUGGAUUGCAAGAUGUCUUAAUGGUGCUGGUGCACGAGUCCUGCACAGCGGACGAAAACUUCCCAAAGACCGGGAACCUGUACCGGGCUGAAGAAGGAGAAGUGCUGGAUGCCGACGCUUGGGAUGUCUCCGCAGUGGAUGACGGGAAUGGGGAAGCACUGGAGGCAGCAUGUCACCUGAUGUCCGACCUGGAAAUGAUGCUGGAGCAGGUCUAUCAAGGAGCACACAAUGAAGAUGUGCCAGAUCGACAUAUUCAAAUGGUGCUGACACACCACCCCGAUGCUGGACCCAGAGUUGAGAGCCUUCUCAAAGAUUUCAACGAGGUGCGCUCCAGCUGGAGCUGGCUGGAGCUGGCUGGAGCUGGCUGGAGCUGGCUGGAGCUGGCUGCAUAA